CAUUCAUGUCUGUGUCACUGAUGCUGUGGGAGUUAGGCGAGCUCCAAAAUUUCCCUUUAUUUUCGAUGGUCCCGGAAUAACAGCAUGUUCCAAACAUUUCCGGCACACAUUCAGAAACGCAGUGUGUAUAUGCCAGGUGUACUCCCUAACACGUACAAAAGGAUAUGUGAUACGAGCAUGUCAAUGUGACUCCUUGAGUUUUAUUCCCCAUUCAUUCUCUAGGGGGCGAAAUCGUGCGUUUUUGGUUACGUGCGCGAGAAGUGAAAAGUAGUAGCACGCCUCUCCCAGUGUUUAGUGACGGUGACGCAAACCGUGUGGGACUAGCCGCUGAAAACUGUCCGGAAGAAGAAAAAUAAGUAUGGGCAAUUAUAAUAGUGAUGCUUUGCAUAGCAAAGCAUCACUAAUUACCCAUGGCCUUAUUUGUUGAAGUUCAUGUGCAUUAAAGAGUCUAUCAAUAAAUCUUGCACCUUUAUAUGUAAUCUUUUGUAAACCAUGAGUGUGAUUGUCAGAUUAAAUUCAUAAGUAGCCUAAUGUGCACAUUUAAAAUAAGUGGGCUAUAUUUCUGUAUUUAAUUACAGUGUAUAUAAUUCUAUUAUAUACAUUAAAUAAUUUGUUAUAAUUAUUAUUAUUAUUAUUAGUAGUAGUAGUAGUAGUAGUAGUAGUAUUAAUAUACAGAUUUAGUAUUAAUCUUUGGAUGGUCUACAAAUAAAACAAGAUUCUAUGCAUUCGUAAUUGUUCUGAAUUAUAUUGAAUAAAUUGUUUUCAUUUCUUUAUGCACAAUCAUACAGAGUUAUUCAUAAGACGAUUCAUAAUCAUGACAUACUAAAAAUGUUGCCCGUUUAAGUUAGCUACUUUUUCUUAACAAGUUGUAGCGUAGCUAACUACUUUUUUUUUUUUUUUAAACUACUUUCAUAGGUAAUAUGAGUAGCUUAGCUUGAAAAGCUACAGUUUCAAAGUUGCUUCCCCAACACUAGACAGGUGAUGAUGUUAUGAAUAUUUAUAAUGGUGUUACAGACUGUACCAAUCAUUUAGUGAUGAAUUGUAUAUGUUAAUGGGCGCACGGUGGCUUAGUGGUUCUGUUAAAGGAGCUUCUGUUCUGUUCUUUACUGCUCUGCUCUCUCCUGUCUUCUUCUUCAGAGUCAAGUCUCUCUCUAAUAUUGCUGCGGACUUAUCUUCUGUCUUGUCUCAAUUCUGCUCAAGUUUCCAGAAGCUAGCAUAUAAUUGUGAAUGCACUAGCUUGUUAGACAGGGAGUCAGUUAUAAACUUCAUGACUCGUACGAAUAGUUCAUUAUAAUAACGAACUUUUGGAGGCUUAAUACCAGAUAGCAUUCUACAUCGGGUGUGAAAGCUAUUUUUCCGUGGCGGUAGGGAGGGGAGUUAUUUAUGGAGCGGGGUGUGGUCUGGUUGGAAGAAGCGGAACGUGUCAGUCACGUGACCUAGAGCAGCAUCCGGAAGUGGUCCACCGCUGGUGAAGGAACAUGGCGGUGUAUCAACAGCUGCACGACCGCUACAAAUUCUUAAACAUGACAUUGAGGUCGAUUUCUCUGUAAUGCAGCAGUUCAGGGUAAUGGACAAGGAUAGAUUCGCUUCUGCUUCCAGCUCUUGGCUGGAGAUGAAUAACUUCAUUGGUGACCUUAUGGCUUUUAGUGCGUCUGGCUCUGGUCAGCUACUGAAAUGCACUAACAAUCAACCGCUCCGUACUGCCUGGGAAAGCAUGGGACCUGAAACACCAGCACCCAAAUCUUGUUAUCCUACUCCAAGUGACCUGCACAAUCAGAGCCAGAGGAAAAACAUGACAGGAAACAGUUCACACUCUGGACAGAGGAUUGAGGAGUCCUCAAAUUCUGAUGAGCUACAUGUACGGCCAUAUGCCUGCAGAUGCCCAGGCUGUCCUCUGUCCUCAGCUUCUACCACUCCGUCCACUAUGCAUCCACUCUGCCUGAAGGCCAGAGACAGUUCUUCCUCUCAGGCUCAAACAUCAAGAGAGUCCACAUCACAGUCCAAAGAGCCAAGCACAGUCUCGCUUGGCCUGGGCUCCUGUCUCAGCCUGGCUUUUUCUCUGGAAGAAAGAAACAGCGAGUCGACCAGCUUGUCCAACCUCGAACACCAGGACAAAGGCACAAACACACACAAUCCGACCCCUGCUUCAAACGCCAACCCCCAGAUCUGCCCACCAGCUCUCCAGGCCUUCCCCUGCUUCUGCUGCCAUCCAUGCCCUCAUCUCCUGCAUCCCCAGCAGGCAUCCGAGAGCCGCUUUGCCCACACUCACUCUCACCACCAUUACCACCACCACCAUCACCACUGCCCGCUCACCGCUUGCCUGUUGUGCCAGCGUUCCUUUAAUUGUGCACAGCAGGACGGCCACACCCAGCGCCAGCACCCGUGCAUGCACUGCUCUGCAUUGUUCAUGCGGCCCUCGCAGCUGCUUCAGCACCAGCGUACCCAACACUCGUCCAAAGCUGGCGGCUUCCUGUGCCCAGAGUGCGGCCGUGUCUUCAACUCGCACAGUAACCUCCGUGUACACCUUAACGUGCAUACAGGAGCACGACCCUACAUUUGCGCUGACUGUGGCAAGAGCUUCAGUCAAUCAGGUGCACUCAAGAUCCAUCGGCGUGUCCACACAGGCGAGCGGCCGUACACGUGCACCUACUGUGGCCGGGGCUUCCCCCACCUGGCUGGUGUCAGGGCGCAUCAGCGCAUACACACCGGUGAGAAGCCGUACCAGUGUGCGCAGUGUGGCAAGGGCUUUACACAGUCAGGUGCCCUCAAGGUCCACAUGCGUGUCCACACAGGUGAGAGGCCCUUUAUUUGUAGCCUGUGCGGCAAGGGCUUCUCAAACCGCUCUGGUGUCCGCUUUCAUCAACGUACUGCGCAUGGCAUUAUCACUGAGCCCAAUUCUGUAGGACGGCCAAGCCUGGCCAGCAGUAGCUCAGAUGUCCAGCAGAAGCAGGCUGAUCAGGCAUCAUCUGCCCAGCCCAUGGAACACGGGCCUCUUCCAAGCAGAAAAAACUCUGCGCGAGACCAAGAGGAAGUGAGAAGAUCCCUUCCUUACGGCUGUGAGGACUGUGGUAUGCGUUUUCAGGAUGCUCUCUCCAGAAACAGGCAUCAGGCACUAGAGCACUAUUCCACCGAGGAUGAAGAUCAGAGUGAGAGACCGGGAACAGCACAAGGAGAAAAAAAGACAUUGGUCUAAUAACAUACAGUAUGUGAAUACCAUACUGUAAAAUAAGUUGGAAAAACAGAUUAGCGUCUAGGUCAAGAAAACCAGACUAGGUCAGUGUUAAAACCCUUUGUCUAAUCAUUGGAGAAAAAAAAACUUUUGUGUGCUUCUGUAUGUGGCCUUAAAUAAAUAAAACUGGUUUUAGCACUUUCAACUAAAAUUUAUGACAAAUAUCAUACUAAAGAAAGAGUAUGAUACUGUUUUGGGUAUGGUUUGUGAGGAGUUCAGAAUGUUCUCCAAUGUGUCCAUGUUUCCAUUCUCCAAUACUAAUCACAGUGUUCACAGGUCAUGUGCAGAAUGGCUUUAUUUGCCAUUACAGUGUUAUUUUUUAUAGUAGAUCCCAGAGCACAGGGUAGCAGGAAUAGUGCUAGAACGCUGGGUAUUGUGAAAGGUCAAAGGGAUGCGAUACAUGGGGGUAGGAAGAGACCACCGAAGAAUGAAGUACAUGUCCAGGAAAAAGAGACUGGCAUUGGAAAAAUGUUCCCCAAGAAUGUUAACAUGGACUAGAAGGCAGAGAAGGAAAUGUAGCCGGGACAUAAUGAAUGAGCGUGAGAAUUGGCCACCUAAUCUUUAUUGGCCAGUCUGCUAUGACUGGGACCGCGUGAGCAGGAACUGAAUCCAUGGCAGGACCUGGAAGAGUGGGGUAGAGGAGAUGGAACAAAUAAAAGCCAGUUACAGUGCCAGAUCUUUAUCCAGUGUUGGCUGUCACCCUGGAUGGAUUCAGGAUUCAGGACUGAUUAUUGAAGCGGUGAUGGCCCACCACAGGGAGGUAGAGGAGGUUAAACAAGUAAGGCAGGGCUGAUGGGAGAUGUGGUUGGGUCUGGGGAUGAAUACAAAACAGUAAUUCAAACUAAUCAUGCGACUGGGGAGCACUGGUAACAUAGAAUCAGCUAGCACUGCGGCAGUGACCAGCCUUACUAGGGACUAAGACUGCAUCCGAGGCUGGACAUGCUGGGACAGCAUGGCCACAGUGGGCAGUGGAAUACAUCAGGAAUACAAUCUAGAAAAACAGCAAUUUUUAACUAUAUUGUACAUUUUAAGUACAUUUUUAAGAUCAAACUAUUUUGUAUAGUUUACCGCUUUAACGUGGAGCACUUAGGAUAUUAAGACUUUACAUGUGACUAUGCAUGUGCGUACCUUUUGUACAUUAAAAACCAACAUCCACUGAAUGACAUGACAGCAGUUUCAUACUAUUAUGGGACACACUUUUUUCUCUGAAGCAGUGUGAGACACAAGGACAAGCUAACUGUUGUUAUGAUUGGUGUUAUGAGCUGUGUCUCAAAUUCAAAACCAUGACCAUAUGUUUAAAAGUUUUGUACAAAAUUUUGAAUACCCAGUAGAUUGGUAUGCAGAACAGGCUAUUUCAGUAGGUUUUUAAGCUAUGAGAGUAUUUUUUUAAAAUCCAAAUUCUAACUGUAAUAAAGAAGUCAAUGUUAAAACUGAAAAACGUACUGUCUAGAGUAGUACAUACAGUAAUUACUUGAGACACAGCUCUAGUCUGUUCAGUCCACUGCGAAUAUCACAAAAUAUCUCACAAUACUGCCUAUUCUAUUGGUAUGUGUGGUAUACAUUAGUAUGUGUUCAUUUUUUUUCUUCUUUUUGGUUGUGUACAAUUAAAGCACGAAAUGAAUUCAG
This is a messenger RNA of Ictalurus furcatus (blue catfish), 4855 nucleotides long. RefSeq lists its product as uncharacterized. Gene Ontology annotation, molecular function: DNA-binding transcription factor activity; RNA polymerase II cis-regulatory region sequence-specific DNA binding. Gene Ontology annotation, biological process: regulation of transcription by RNA polymerase II. The coding region runs from base 1550 to 3193 and encodes 547 amino acids. The transcript has 3 exons. Lineage: Eukaryota; Metazoa; Chordata; Actinopteri; Siluriformes; Ictaluridae. The record is from RefSeq and is a predicted model, not a curated record.